Molecule: messenger RNA, 2032 nt
Organism: Phytophthora sojae
Lineage: Eukaryota; Oomycota; Peronosporomycetes; Peronosporales; Peronosporaceae
Exons: 1
Coding region: 1-1764 (587 amino acids)
Biological process (GO): mitochondrion organization
Cellular component (GO): mitochondrion
Molecular function (GO): ATP binding; zinc ion binding; ATP hydrolysis activity
Source: RefSeq, a predicted model, not a curated record
AUGUUCAGCGGCUUCGGCGGAGGUUCGAAGCGCAGCAGCGCCCCCGAGGCGGCCGAGCCGGCGCAGAACACGCUGUCGCAGCCCAAGGGCAACAACAACGGCGGCGGCGGUGGUGCCGGCGGCAACGGCUACUCGUUUGACCCGUCGGGUCUGGAGCGCGCCGCCAAGGCCGCUCGCGAGCUCGAGAACUCGCGUCAUGCCAAGGAGGCCUUCAACCUCGCCAAGGAGACCGAGCGCACCAAGCAGAUGGAGAACCAGGCCAAGAUCAAGGAGAACGAGGCGCUCUACAAGCAGUACGAGAUCGUGCGCGUGCAGAAGGAGGGCGAGGAGCGCCGCAAGACGCUCGAGGAGGAGACGCGCCAGCACCAGCAGCGCGCGCAGUACCAGGACCAGCUCAAGCGUAAGCAGUACGCCGACCAGCUGGCUGCCCAGAAGUACAUGAAGGAGCAGGAGCUCAAGAAGCAGGAGGAGAUCCUCGCUCGCCAGGAGGCUUCGCGCCGCAAGACGCUCGAUUAUGAGGCCGAGCUGCGUCAGAAGACGGAGCUAGCCAAGGUGGCCGCUGAGACCGAGGGCCGCAUCAAGCAGGAGCGUCUCAACCACGACCUGCACCUUGAGGAGGCCCGCGUGCGUGCUAAGGAGUACCGCGAGACUGUCAUGGAGGGCAUCAAGCUGGCGGGUAACACUGUCGGCUCGGGUAUUAUGGCCUUCGUCGACGACAAGGAGAAGCUGACGGCUACCGUGGCCUCGCUUACGGCCCUGGCUGUCGGUAUUUACACCGCCAAGGUCUCCACUAACGUUGCAGGCAAGUACAUUGAGGCGCGCAUGGGCAAGCCGUCGCUGGUGCGUGAGACGUCGCGCCGCUCGGCUACUCAGGUGCUGGCCAACCCGAUCCCGUCGAUCAAGCGUGCGCUUCGCCUGCAGAAGGCGACGGAUGCCCUGGAGGGCGUUGUGCUCGAGCCCAAGCUGGACGAGCGUCUGCGCAGCGUGGCCGUGUCCACGUUCAACACGAAGAAGAACCGCGCGCCAUUCCGCCACUUGCUGCUGCACGGCCCGCCUGGUACGGGUAAGACACUGUUCGCCAAGGCUCUGGCGCGUCACUCCGGCCUGGAGUACGCCAUCCUCACGGGUGGUGAUGUCGCCCCGCUGGGCCGCGAGGGUGUGACGGAGAUCCACAAGCUAUUUGACUGGGCGUCGCACAGCCGUCGCGGUCUGCUGCUGUUCGUCGAUGAGGCCGACGCGUUCCUGCAGAAGCGUAGCAACACCGUCAUGUCCGAGGACAUGCGUAACGCGCUGAACGCCUUCCUGUACCGCACGGGUGAGGCCAGCGACAAGUUCAUGAUCGUGUUCGCCAGUAACCAGCCUGAGCAGUUCGACUGGGCCAUCAACGAUCGUAUCGAUGAGAUGGUGGAGUUCCGUCUGCCGGGCUUCGACGAGCGUGUGCGCAUGCUCAAGCAGUACUUCGACGACUACAUUCGCGCGCCGAAGAACUCGCGUGCCAAGAAGAUUUACGUCGAGGGCAUCGAGGACUCGGACUUUGAAGACCUUGCCGCUCGUAUCGAGGGCUUCUCUGGACGUGAGCUUUCCAAGCUCGUGAUUGCCUUCCAGGCUGCGGCUUACGGUUCGCCGACGUCAGUGUUUGACAAGGAGAUGAUGACGAAGGUUCUCGAGCACCACCUUACGGCGCACACGCAGAAGGAGGCGUGGAAGGAGUACGUGGGCCCGAACGAGACGCGCGACCACGUCAAGACGAUCGUGGCGGAGUAGGCGCUGAAUAUGGUGGGUCUGCGUUGCUGUGGGUUUGACCUAGAAGACCUCUUGCUGCGCGAUCGACCGAGCGACAACCGUUAGCCGAUGCACGUCGACUUGAUAGACUAGACUGUUAGAUUAGUUCCUGAGUUGUGGGCGCUACUCAGUUCCAGUUGCCAAGGCUGCUCUGCUGAGCUCCAUCUGCGCAUCCUGAAGCAGGCCGGGGCAAGAGCGAGAGAAGGAGGGGAGCCUCUGUAUUUGAACAUGGUAUCGUACCGUUGAUUCU